AUGACGAGGGCAAAAUCUGUGAGUGGUGUCAUGCAUUUCAGAGACAGGUUGCAAGGUGGAAGUCCUGGAUCCGGAGCUAGGGCCACCCUCAACGAAGACGACUUGGAUGAGCUAAAGGAGGGCGAGAUUUUCGAGGUGGCAUCAAUUGUCAAAGGCAAAGGCAGGGAGAAUGCCGAGGAGUCGUUGCCACAAUUUAUCAACCCUUGA
Lithohypha guttulata is the source of this 207-nucleotide messenger RNA. RefSeq lists its product as uncharacterized. The record is from RefSeq and is a predicted model, not a curated record. The transcript has a single exon. Bases 1 to 207 code for a protein of 68 amino acids. Lineage: Eukaryota; Fungi; Ascomycota; Eurotiomycetes; Chaetothyriales; Trichomeriaceae.